Molecule: messenger RNA, 2541 nt
Organism: Hypanus sabinus (Atlantic stingray)
Lineage: Eukaryota; Metazoa; Chordata; Chondrichthyes; Myliobatiformes; Dasyatidae
Product: immunoglobulin gamma-1 heavy chain-like
Exons: 10
Coding region: 57-2270 (737 amino acids)
Molecular function (GO): zinc ion binding
Source: RefSeq, a predicted model, not a curated record
GGUCUUCUGCAGCCCCACCUCCGUUGGAUGUUGAGUAGGAAGUGAGAGGCACUAAGAUGGCUGCGAAACAGCAAGUUGACAGUUUAAAAGAAGAGGUAACUUGUCGGAUCUGCCAUGAGUUCUUCAUUAAUCCAGUUAUACUGAAGUGUGGGCACAACUUCUGCCAGCGCUGCAUCACACGGCGUUGGGAAAGGGAGACGAGAAACUCCUGCCCAGAAUGUAAUGAGGUGUUUGUAGACCGCACCCUUAAUUUGAAUCCGGUAUUAGGGAGUUUGGCCCGAAAAGCUCAGGAUUUAACCCUGACGCUUAAGCAGAAAGAAAGGAAACUUCAGUGCGAGGAACAUCAGGAAGAACUGAAGCUGUUUUGUGAAACUGACAAGAAGCUGAUCUGUGUGAUUUGUUCGUCUGCACGGGAACACAGAGAACACCAAUUCAUACCUGUUAAUGAAGCUGUUGACAUUUUAAAGAAUCAUGUUCAAUCUACACUAGAAGCUCUGGAAAAAAAGAAAUCAGUUAUCCAGGAAAUGGCGGAUCAACAGAAGCAGAAGAUUUCUGGAGUUCGGGACCUGUCACUGAGCCUGCAAGCAUACGUUAAAUCCUUAUUUGCUGAUCUGCACCAAAUUCUAACCGAGAGGGAGCAGCAUUUACUCGGCGAGCUCAGCGUGGAGGCGCAGAGAGUUAUGAAUCCAAUGGAGAAUAAUCUCCGAAAGAUUCAAGAGAAUUUAUCUUCUCUUCAGAAUCAACUCUCAAAACUACAGGAACGGAUGGUUCAGCAAGACAACGUGACUCUUCUGAAGGAGGAAUAUUCUCGGAAAGGAAGGAUAAGUGAGGAAGAACGUACGUUUUCAAUUUUGGAUGGUGCCCUGCCGGUUAAGCAAUUCAGUCACGCAAGUUUGUUGAAAGAAGUAUUGAGUGAAGAGUGUAAUUUCCUCAAACAAGGCCCCGUUCUGGCUGAUGACACUCUGUACAUAUCCCCGAUAUCCACAAGCCGUCGCGAAAAUGAAACUGUGACGCUGGAUUGCUUCACUUCCAGGAAUCUAGAUGACCAUUUCUUCUUCUGGGGGUCCGCAAAGCCCACGGACCAGUUGAUCUCGUGGAUCCUGUUCUGGACUCCGGGUUUCACGGAGCCGGUGUACUCGGAACCGAGGUCAAGCAGAUUCAUUGGUUCCAAAGACUGGACGAGCAAGAAGUUCUCCCUCACUAUUCAGGACCUACAGCGGGAGGAUUCCGCCAGGUAUUACUGUGGAACCUCCAACUCCUACUUUUCCUUGAGCACCGACUGGAGCGGGUGCGGAGUUACGCUUACUGUAGACGCUGCCCCUCCCCAGUCCCCACCAGAGGUAUACUUGAACCAUCCGAGCCCCAAGGAUGUUCUCGAGCAUCAGGAAAUAACUUUGCUCUGCGUGGCUGAGGACUUUUACCCCGAGCCCAUCUCCAUUUCCUGGUGGUUAGAUGGAGAAGAGGUGGACGCAAGGGUUUCACAUUCAGUUUCCCUGCUGGGGCCCAAUGCAACCUACACCAAGAUUAGCAAGCUGACGACCAGCACGUCCCAGUGGAUCAAGGGUUCAGUCUACGCCUGCCACGUUUCUCAUGACACUCUUCCCUCACCCAUCUCCAAACAAGUCAGCAGUUCCGGACAAUACCUGAUGGCACCCAGGAUUCAUCUUUUACCACCGACCCUUGAAGAAAUGGACAUUAAGGAGCAGGCUACCAUCACCUGCCAGGCAACGGGCUAUUACCCCGCUGAAAUCUCCUUCCGCUGGUUUGCUGAUGGCAAUCCGGUGCUCACAGACAUAAAAAGCUAUGCAUCUGUUCUGAAUGACAACGGUACCUAUAGCUCCCAGAGCGAAUUGGUGACAUCUCCAGAGAACUGGAACCAAGGCUCAGUGUACUCAUGCAGCAUUCAACACAUUUCACUGCCAAGUGGGAUGAUACAAAGCAUUAAGAGGAAGGACACAGAAGAGCAGAAACGGCGGACGCCAACAAUCUCCGCCUUGAAAGUGGAGUCGGAGCAGAAAGUGACACUAGUUUGUUACGUGUCCGGCUUCUUCCCGGCCGAUAUUUACGUGAGCUGGAGGACGGACCGUGGUGUGCCGGAGCGGGUCGGGGUCACCAACUUCCCGGUGGUGUCGGACUCGAUCGGGACCUACAGCACGGCGAGUCAGAUGACCAUACCCUUGUCCAAUGUGAGCCGUUCGCGCGCGUACGUCUGCGUGGUGGGACACGAGUCCCUCUCCUAUCCUGGAGAGAGGCGCUUCCAUCUGACCUGAGGAUCCCAAGGGCAGAUUUUCCAAUUGCCUGAAAUUCCCACCGGACUGAACUGACACAACCGGAGUGAUAUUUGUACUUGCCUCAAGAAGUUACCUUUCCAGUCCUGAUCGAGAAGUAAUAAACACAGUUAUCCCUCUUUGAUCUACCAAUAUUCUGUUAAUUAAAAGCAGGCACGUAUGCUUAUUGAACUGUUGGCCUUUUGAAUAAAAAACCCCAAAGUGUCCUUUCAGAUCCUGCAAGCUUCAAAUAAAUCAAUAACAUUUUUGCCUA